Messenger RNA from Drosophila grimshawi, 2028 nucleotides. Its product is annotated as cytosol aminopeptidase. The transcript has a single exon. The record is from RefSeq and is a predicted model, not a curated record. Gene Ontology annotation, biological process: proteolysis. Bases 182 to 1771 code for a protein of 529 amino acids. Gene Ontology annotation, cellular component: cytoplasm. Gene Ontology annotation, molecular function: metalloaminopeptidase activity; manganese ion binding. Lineage: Eukaryota; Metazoa; Arthropoda; Insecta; Diptera; Drosophilidae.
AGUUUCUCGAUUUCAGCUUCACGUAGUGUACUGAUUUCUUUUUUAUUUAAAUACAGACUUUUUCAACUGAAGGUUUUUUUCUUUUCGAAUUUUAUGUAAAUUGAAGUGAAAUUAUUUUAUAUCGUAAUUAUAUUUAUCCUAGAGUGCUGUCAAAAUCACAACAACAAAAAAAAGAAAUACAAUGGCCCGAUCUUAUGCGUCUUCUUAUGGCAGAUUAAUGAUGGGAGCAGCUCUACGCAACAACAACAAGAAACGCAUGAUGUGCCCAGUGCCCUGGAUGCAUUAUUGCCAGGUGCGUGGUAAAUGCGAAUCGAGUGGCAUUGUUAUUGGACUGUAUCUCAAGGAGGGCGAGAAGGAUCCGCAAUUGUCGCCAAAUGGCGAAAAGCUCGAUGAUCGCGUUGGCGGCAAGAUCAGCGCACUGGUGAGGGAGACCGGUAUGAACGGCAAACUGGGCAGGGGACGAAUGUUCAGUAAUGUGGACAAGGAGUUCGCAUCAAUUGUCGUUGUCGGCUUGGGUCGCGAGGGCAUUGGCUACGAUGCCGAAGAGGUGCUCGAUGUGGGCAUGGAAAAUGCACGCAUCGCUGCCGCUGUUGGCGCCCGGGCUCUGCAAUAUCAGGGAGUCCAAAGCGUAUAUGUGGACAGUAUGGAAUAUCCGGAGCAGGCAGCCGAGGGUGCCUCAAUGGCCGUGUGGCGCUAUAAUGUGAACAAGCGAAAGCAUCGCCGCCUUGCUAUACCCAAGUUGGAACUGUACGGCUCAACGGAUGUCGACGCAUGGACGCGCGGACUCUUCAAAGCCGAGUCUCAGAACUUGGCAAGACGUCUCUCCGACACACCGGCGAAUCAGAUGACCCCGUCGAUAUUCGCGCAGGCAGCGAUCGACGCUCUGUGUCCCUGCGGCGUCACAGUCGAGGUGCGCACCAUGGAUUGGAUCGAAGAGCAGGCACUCAACUCAUUUCUGAUGGUCGCCAAGGGCUCCUGUGAGCCGCCCCUCAUACUGGAGAUAAGCUAUCGUGGCACCUCACCCGACGACCGACCCUUACAGUUGAUGGGCAAUGGGCUGACCUUCAACAGUGGUGGUCUCUGCUUGAAGCAUAAGAACAGCCUGCACAUGCAACGAGGAGCACUGACGGGUGCUGCCUGUUGUGUGGCAGCAAUUCGAGCUGCGGCUGCUCUAUCGCUGCCCAUUAAUGUCUCCGCCCUAUUGCCACUGUGCGAGAAUAUGCCCUCGGGCAUGGCAGCCAAGCCGGGUGAUGUGAUAACCCUGUUGAACGGGAAGACGCUGUGCAUCAAGGAUACCUCGAAUGCAGGCACCGUAAUGUUGGCCGAUCCGCUCAUUUAUGCGCAGACAACGCAGAAGCCACGACUUCUAGUCGAUGUCGGUGCACAUAACACGGGCGUGCAGUUUGGACUGGGUUCCUCCUCGACUGGACUGUGGACGAACAGCAGCGAUCUGUGGAAACAAUUUAGAAAGGCCGGCUCUUUAACAGGGGAUCGAGUGUGGCGCAUGCCUCUGUGGAAGCACUUUAAGGACUUGAUCGAACCGAAUAAGACGUACGAUAUGUGCAAUAAGGGACGAGGACCGGCCUCCUCUUGCCUAGCGGCUGCAUUGCUCCAUUCUAUUGUGGCCUGCGCCGAUUGGGUGCAUCUGGAUACGAGGGGCACGGGAAUGCUAGGCAAAGCCGGUGUGCCACCCUAUCUGCUAAGGGAUUCCAUGACGGGACGACCGACUCGCACCCUGAUACAGUUUAUGUACCAGAUGGCAUGCAAAUAGUAUUUGAUAAUAGCACAGACGAAGACACAGUUGAAUCUAGUGUCCGAUGUAGUUGAGACGAGUUGGGCAACAUUUUGCUCGAUUCACCUUUUAAAAAUUGUAAGUGUCCCCUGUGAUGCUGUUUGCAAUUAUAUAGUUUUACCGAUCACUAAGUAAAUUCUAGCAUAUGUGAAAGCAUUGUAAAUCAGACACAAGACAAACGAAAUAGUGUGUAUCGUAGCAUUUAUAUAAAUCCAAAUAUAUAAAUCUGAAAAUAG